Molecule: messenger RNA, 1595 nt
Organism: Nicotiana tabacum (common tobacco)
Lineage: Eukaryota; Viridiplantae; Streptophyta; Magnoliopsida; Solanales; Solanaceae
Source: RefSeq, a predicted model, not a curated record
UUUUUACCGUAAUGCCAUAUACAUAUCUCAUUCAACUUUAUUAUAUACUUGUCACAUAUCCAACGUAUGAUUUUUUGCUUUCCUAUGAAUUGGUUUUUAAACCAUUUGAUAUUGGAUCACCCGCUCAAACCCGAAUAUAUUUUCUUCAUCGUCUCUCUUCUCUUUCCCAGUACUGUAACUGUUGCAAAAAUACAGUAACAGCCAUGGAUUCUUCAAAUGAUAAUUCUCCUCAAUCUGUACCGUAUAUUACUAGUAACAAUCCUCUUCAAUUCACCAUUCAUUUGCCCAAUUUAAACCCUAAUUCUACUCCCAAUUUCACUCCAAUUUCAAACCCUAACCCUAAUUCUAAUUCAAUUUCAGACGAGCUUCUUUCUCUCUCUAUCCCGAGGAAAAGGAGACGAGGUAGGCCCCGAAAUUUGCCUUUGAAUCAGGUAUAUCACAAUUUUCCCAAUUCCUCAAACAACUUAAUAAAUUCGAAUUUUGUGGGUAAUUUAAAUGCUGUUAGAACGAUUACUGCUAAUGAUACUUUGGAUGAGAUUAUUGUAAUUAAUAAAGAGGCAACGACUGAGGCGUUAAUCGCUUUAACGGCUGGUUUUCCAGCUGAUUCUUUGACUGAUGAGGAAAUUGAAGCUGGGGUUGUUUCUGCAGUGGGUGGUAUUGAACAGGUUAAUUAUAUUCUUAUUAGGAACCAUAUAAUUUCCAAAUGGCGGGAAAAUGUGUCCACUUGGAUAACAAAAGAGAUGUUCAUCGAUGUUAUACCUAAGCAUUGUAGUGGUCUGUUGGAUUCUGCUUAUAAUUAUGUGGUGUCGCGUGGGUAUAUUAAUUUUGGAGUUGCACCGGUUGUUAAGGAUAGGAUUCCGGCUGAGCCGAGUAAGGGUAGCGUGAUUAUUAUUGGGGCGGGACUUGCGGGGUUGGCUGCAGCGAGGCAGUUGAUGUUGUUUGGGUUUAAGGUUACGGUUCUGGAGGGUAGAAAGCGUGCCGGUGGAAGGGUGUAUACGAAAAAGAUGGAAGGUGGGAAUAAGGUGGCUGCUGCUGAUUUAGGAGGUAGUGUGUUGACGGGGACGCUAGGGAAUCCAUUAGGUCUCUUGGCACGACAGCUAUCUUACACGCUUCAUAAGGUUAGAGACAAAUGUCCACUUUAUCGUGUGGAUGGGAAGCCAGUUGAUCCUGAUUUGGAUCAGAAGGUGGAGGCUGCUUAUAACCUACUCUUGGAGAAGGCAAGCAAGCUCAGGCAGUUAAUGGGAGAAGUUUCUCAGGAUGUUUCUCUUGGAGCAGCAUUGGAGACAUUCCGUCAGGAUUAUGAUGAUGGAGUGAAUGAAGAGGAGAUGGGUUUAUUUAAUUGGCAUCUUGCUAAUCUGGAAUAUGCAAAUGCAGGUCUGAUUUCUAAGCUUUCUUUAGCAUUUUGGGACCAAGAUGACCCCUUUGACAUGGGAGGGGAUCACUGCUUCCUGCCCGGAGGAAAUGGAAGACUAGUUCAGGCAUUGGCCGAAAAUGUACCUAUUCUUUAUGAAAAAAUUGGGCAUACCAUUCGUUAUGGCAGCGAUGGAGUACAGGUUGUCGCUGGGGGACAAGUAUUUGAGGGAGAUAUGGCACUG